AUGAUAGAUAAAGCAAAGCAUGAACCAGCCGACAAGGGGCCUGACGAGAAGAAGGCGGCCGAAGUCAUCUCAGUACCAAAGAUCUCACCUGACGAAUGGGUGCACCUGUUUGAGACGACUGGAUUGUGCCAGGCCUAUGAUCUGGAGUCCGAGCACCCAACCCCAGCUGGAAUCCCCCUCUUCAUCGUUCAGCGUGGGAGACAUGAUCAAGAAGGUCGUCCAUUCCCUGAGAAGCCAGCGUUUAUAGUGGACGACAAAAUCCGGAAAGUGGAAGAGGAAACAUACACGGAGCGACGAAAGUACCUCGCAGAAAGCGGCUUCUCGUCCGCCGACCUUGCUGUGGUGGUGCCAUACGUGCAAGCGUCAGUCCAGUCCUCCAAGUUGGAGAAGGAGCAGUCUGAGCAGGACGUGACCUCCAAGCAGAUUGACGAGUACAAUAAGCGGAAAGCAAAGGUGAAGCGCUUAAAGCAGGCGGUGCAAGAGGCCUUCUUCAAAACGCCGCUGGAAACGCUAUUGAGCAGGUAUGAAUCUGACGUGGCCCAGGAGAUUCUGAAUGAGAGAUACAAGGAGUACAUGGCUUCGCAAAGAAAGUGGAAGGAGCAGACAAAAGCUAGAGAGGCGCAAGAGAAAGCCAAUAUGGAGGCGCCGCAGAAAAGCAAGGUCACAGGCGAUGGGGACAGGGCCGGGCCUUCCCCUCCGCUUCUUGUUCCGUCACGAAAAUCUAAAAUUCCCGAAGGAAGCGGUCAAGAAAAUGAGGCUGAGAGCUUCGCAGAAGGGGCGAACCCUGUCACUGGCAAGGCCGGCGCGACAUCCUCUAGCGGUGGCACAACAAUUUGGGACGCCGGAGCCGCAAAUCACAGUGGUCGGUGCGUAGUAGCGGCUCAGUCAGCACUAAAACGGGAAGGUGCGCUUUCGGAGAUGGUUGACCCUGGCCCAUCGAUGUCAGCCUUGCCCGUUGGCCGCCUCGGGAAAGAAGAGCCAAUUUCUGCGGGCGCAGAUGAUGAGGACAAUAAGCAUGACAUGGAAGAGACAGGUGCAAAUCUACCGGAUGACGUCAACGCUGUUGUGCCGGAGAAUGGAGGCGGGGGAGCGCCGGCAGGCGAGGGCCAAAAGCGGUUUGCUAGGCUACUUUCAGGAGUGCGGUCGUUUUGGGGAAG
Klebsormidium nitens is the source of this 1157-nucleotide messenger RNA. The record is from the annotation of a GenBank genome assembly. NCBI's taxonomy places the organism in Eukaryota, Viridiplantae, Streptophyta, Klebsormidiophyceae, Klebsormidiales, Klebsormidiaceae.